Molecule: messenger RNA, 2821 nt
Organism: Juglans microcarpa x Juglans regia
Lineage: Eukaryota; Viridiplantae; Streptophyta; Magnoliopsida; Fagales; Juglandaceae
Product: putative zinc transporter At3g08650
Exons: 6
Coding region: 627-2423 (598 amino acids)
Biological process (GO): zinc ion transmembrane transport
Cellular component (GO): membrane
Molecular function (GO): zinc ion transmembrane transporter activity
Source: RefSeq, a predicted model, not a curated record
CUGAUAUUUUAUUUUUAUGUCUAUAUAAAUUCCAUGAGAUAAAUAGAAAUAGAAAAAACAUCUUCACGGAGGUUUAUUCCUUUCGUUGGAGCCUGCCAUCCUGUUAGACUCGACGGGUUUUUUUUGUUUGUUUGGACGGGCCGACUCAUUAACUCGUUCGUUUCUUCAGGAGCAGGCUUUUCUACGUUUUCUUCCUGUUGGGUGAAGUUAUGUGUUGCUAAGGAUCAUGUCACUCUUGUAAUGUUGCUGCUUUGGUAGUAACUCUGUCAAUAACUCUUCCUUGGAAUAGGGAUCUGAUUGAUGUCUUGACGUAUCUGAUGCUGGUGUUCAAGCUAGACAUCCUACAAGGAUUGGUGGCUUCUAGUUGCUGCACCUAAAUGGGCUUCGAAGUGCAUUCUUUCUGAAAGUCAAAAGAUUUUUUGCCUCUUUUUUGCCCUUUCCUGAAUUGUAAUUUUAGAAGCUGCAUGUGGGAGGAACCUUGUUCAAUGCUGAGCUCGCUUGUAGGUGCUUGAUUUGGGGGCCAGGGAGACUAGAGUGGCCACUAUUUGUUAUUUCGUGUGAUGGAAAAUAUCUUUUCCGUUACAUGAGAUUCUGAAUUAUUUUUUGUGAUACCUUUACGGACUAAAAUGUGGUUGAGAUUUAAGCCCAUCUUGUUAUUCUUUUUGUUCUCCUCUAUAUUGUGCUUCGGUAAUGCAACAGAAGAGGUUGAAAAUGAAGUGUCACGAAAGAUGAGGGCUGCUCCACACAAGAAUGCAGGAAGUAAUGUUAUAGAUGGCACUGCCAUAGAGAAUUCCUUUAAUUUUGCGGAUACUAAUAAUGGACUGGGAGAGCGGAACAGCGGAAGUGGCAAAGUUACGGUGUCAACAGUUGCAUUAUUUACAUUGGCAAUGGCUGCUGCCUCAGGUUUAGGUGCUGUCCCAUUUUUCUUUGUGGAGCUUGAUCCUCAGUGGGCCGGAUUAUGCAAUGGAAUUGCUGCUGGUGUGAUGUUGGCUGCAAGUUUUGAUCUCAUAGAGGAAGGGCAGCAAGGGCAUGAUGCUGGAAAUUGGGUUGUGAUUGGAAUUUUAGCUGGUGGAAUAUUUGUUUUGCUCUGUAAAAAGUUUCUUGAACAAUAUGGAGAAGUAAGUAUGCUGGACAUAAAAGGUGCUGAUGCAGCUAAAGUCAUUCUUGUUAUUGGAAUAAUGACACUUCAUUCAUUUGGGGAGGGCUCUGGCGUUGGUGUUUCAUUUGCUGGCUCAAAGGGGUUCUCUCAAGGUCUUUUGGUAACUUUGGCUAUUGCUGUGCACAACAUACCCGAGGGAUUAGCUGUGAGUAUGGUGCUUGCAUCAAGAGGUGUUUCUCCGCAGAAUGCCAUGUUAUGGAGUGUGAUUACAUCAUUACCACAGCCAAUUGUAGCGGUGCCUUCGUUCAUAUGCGCUGAUGCAUUUAACAAGUUCUUGCCUUUCUGUACUGGCUUUGCUGCUGGAUGUAUGAUCUGGAUUGUUGUUGCAGAGGUACUCCCUGAUGCCUUAAAGGAAGCCUCUUCAUCCCAGGUUGCAUCGGCAGCUACACUUUCUGUAGCAUUUAUGGAAGCUCUUGGCACUUUGUUUCAGAGUUUCAGCCAUGACUACAGCUCAGAGGAUGCUUCUGGCUUCUUGGUUUCUCUACUUUUUGGGCUUGGGCCAUUGCUUGGUGGAAUUGUUCUUGUUUCAUUUGCUCUUGCUUUCCAUCUUCAGCAUGCUCUUUUAAUGGGUUCAGCUUCUGGCAUUGCCUUUGUCCUUGGUGCCUGGCGACCACUGCAGCUUCUCUUGUCGUCAAAAAUGGGGUUUAUGCCUCUUAUAUUGCUGCUUGCUACAGGAGCUGCAUUCAUGCAUGUUGCAAGCUCUAGUGUUUUGAAGCAAGCAGAUCGUAGAAGAGCGUCUGCUAAUAAGUUGCCUACGGUAAGUGGUUUUUCAGUGAGUAUUCACACCCUUCAGUCAUUCAUAUCAUGUGGAGCGGUUGCCUUUCAUGCCUUGGCUGAGGGUCUUGCACUAGGAGUGGCUGCAUCAAAAGCUCCUGGACUUGGUCGGCACAUGGUCCUUCCCAUCUCCCUACACGGGUUCCCUCGGGGUGCAGCUGUGGCCAGCUGUAUAUUUGGGGCUACUGACAGCUGGCAUGGGUCCCUUGCUGCUGCUGCCCUAAUCGGAGCUACAGCUCCAAUAUCUGCAAUUGGAGCGAUACUAGCGGGAAUUGACUACACGGGUCUGGACCAUGUGAUGGUGUUUGCUUGUGGGGGGUUAAUCCCGAGCUUUGGAACAAUAAUAAAGAGAGCAGUUAGGUUGGAUUCACGGAAAAGCAGUUGUGGGCUUGUGAUAGGAGUGGUGUUUGCUACAUUGUGUUUAACGUUCACCAAGUUGGUUUGCUUGCACACACCUUACUGCAAUUCUGCUCCAGAAGCUGUCAGAUGAAUUGAUAAUGCUGCAGCUCAUGCGUGAUGUAUAAUUAUUAGGUCCACCUGCAUUUGUUGGCGUGGUUAGCAUUGUCAUCUUCCAACAUGAAUGUGGUUGGCACAGUCAUCUUCCAACAUGUGAGCUUGCGCCCUGCUAGGCAAAGCGUACCCGUAAAAAUUCCAUUAGAGAUUCAAUGCGAAAGGUUUUUUUAUUUUUUAUUCUCUUUCUCGGCAAUGCCAAAGGUUUGUUAUAAAGGACAAGGUACGCGAGGAGACGAGAGCUGUCUUACAGAAUCGAGGUUUAUUAUCCUUAAGUUUUUGUCCUGUUACAGAAAGAACGAAGAAUAUGGGGUUUUCCCCCCUUUCUUAUUCAUUAAAACAAAAGUGACCUCUAUGAACGGUUCCCCCUUUGUUGUU